AUGGGGAGGAAAAAGAUUCAGAUCCAACGGAUCACCGACGAGAGGAACAGACAGGUGAGACAGAGAUGUGUGGCCGUGUCUUCAUAGUCUGGACCAGGGCCUUGAAUAUAGUCGACUCCUUAUAAGAUAGGCAAGAAAGAUGUGUGGCCUUGUCGCUCUUUGAAUACUGAAAAAAGGCAUCCUUCCUUCCUCCCAAUCAUACCCAGGCGGGCCGAUUUAUGUGUUAGCCCCCCAAGGCCCAUUUGACACCAUGGGCCAGAUUCAACGUUUGUACCGGUGCAAAGUACGCACCUGUUGAAAUAAUAAAUGGACCAAAAAAGGUCAAACAUAGCUGAAGAGAAGGAAGAAGAGCUUAUAGUUAAUGUUUAAUAAGACGUUAAAGGUUUUAGCUUUUUUCCUUCUAAAAAUAACAGGUGCAAAAUUAUGUCUUUCCCUAUGUUAAUGUACUGUACUAGUGUUAGUGUCACUGUGCCCAUUAAUGAACAUCAUAUCAGUGUUGUAGUGUAAUGUUACUGUUUUCUGGGUUUGUAUAGGGUGUGUGCAGAAUGUAUCUUUAGUUUGUUUGACUUGAAUGGAGCACUCGCACACCCAUGGCCCUUUCUGAGAGUGCAUAGUGUUUCAGGCUGAGUAGGCACAGAGUUCAAACCAACAUGGAGUCAAUCAGAUCACACACAGCCCUGUGGACAGCUGCUCCAGAUAAAUCAAUCCGCCCACAGCAGCUGCAGGCCAGUGGACACAGUCAUAUCAGGGACAGAAGUUACUGAUCUGUGUGUGUGUGUGUGUGUGUGUGUGUUUGUGUUUUAAAAGGGUGAAUGUGUUUGUGUGGGGGUGGGGGUGUGUUGAGAAAAGUGAUUGUUUGCGUACGUGUGUGUUUGAAAGGGUAAAAGUGUGUGGGAGUGGAAUUGUGACCGGGUGUAGGGGUGUGUCUGUGCUACGGUCUUGGGAAAUCUGUUACUGUCCGCUUCUUGUUCGCAAAUAGAUAUAGAAUCACCACUCACCACCCUCCUAUUUGACUGCUGUUCCGAUUAGAUUCAUUUAUUGGUCAUGAAUGGUUAAACAAUAAAAUAACCUUCCUGGUUGUACAUUGCAAAACGCAUAAAAUACCCACAAUACACAGAGGGUACAUACAAAACAUAUUAGCAUUGCAACUGUUAUUGCCUCAGGUAAUUCAGAAAUAUACACACAUAACAUACAGGAAACGUUCAAAUCAAAUACAUAAUUGCUGACCAACGGUUACAUAUCACUACAGUAGCAUUGCAUAAUAGCAUAUUACAAAAGCAUAACCCCAGUAGAUGUUACACCCUUCCUUGUCCUCUAUUGCUCUUCCGUGUGUGUGCGCACUUGCUUGCUUGUGUUUUUGUGACGUAUGUGUGUGAAGAUUCUCUAUAUCUAAAGGAGGUUAUUCUGAGGGAAGGAUAUUGAAGGCCCUUAGCAGUUUUCUCAUCAAAUCAUCUCAUUUGCAUGUUCAGGGAUCUGAGAAACCGGGGGAAGGAGAGUUGGGAAAGAGAGAAGGGUAAAGAGAUGUACGCUGAAGAGAAUGGGAUUAGUUGCAUGUGGCAAAGCUGGGUCCUGUUCAUUAGGCACGAAACGGAAGAAAACACUGAAAUGGAGGGAGAUAUUUUUCGUGACAAUGUUUUGAAGCAUUUUGCUACAGUGUGCCCUAAUGAAAACGUCACUGAAGAACUUGCCUGUGGCACCAAUUCACUCCAUUGCAGAUAAAGGAAACCCACACUGCCGGUUCACUCAGAUUUUUAACACUGUGUCGGAUGUGUUAAUGACAGUACAUAAAUUGACACUUUCUACAGACACUACAACUCAAACUCAUUGUCACUUUCCUCAACCUCUGCAAUCUCUUCCCACCUCCCUCCAUGAUGUUAUGUAAAGCACUUUGUGACAAUGCUGAUGAAAAAAGUACUUGUAUAAAUAAAUGUAAUAGAUUGAUUCUCUAUCCACUCCCAAUCCAGGUGACGUUCACCAAGAGAAAGUUUGGCCUGAUGAAGAAGGCGUACGAGCUGAGCGUGCUGUGUGACUGUGAGAUCGCCCUCAUCAUCUUCAACCACUCCAACAAGCUGUUCCAGUACGCCAGCACCGACAUGGACAAGGUCCUGCUCAAGUACACAGAGUACAACGAGCCCCACGAGAGCCGGACCAACACCGACAUCAUUGAGGUAAAGCAAACAAAAAGGGCUAUCAGCCUCUUACCGUACAGCUUUUGCUUAAACCUGCCUACAAUGCCAGGUGGGCAGGGUUUGUGCUUUUUUUGACUCUUCCUUUUGGUUCCACUGCGCCAGGUAAGUUCAAUCACGCAUAGUUAACUGUUUGAACCCAGGUCUGAAGAGAACAAUGAACCGUAUUGCAGCCACAGUGUCGUGUCGCUUUUUUGUAGCCUCCAGUGUUGUAGAAUACAAAUAGAAGCCAGAGAGGGAAUGGGAAUGUUGUCUCAGAACUGAGCUGUGUGUCUUCUUGCCAAGUCCGGAAGUCUUAGGAAAUGCAUCGGAUGCUUAGCAUCGUCACAGAUCGUUUUGUACUGUAUACCCAACUCCUAUUGUCAUUUAGCAAUGACAACGAUCAUUUAAAGUUGGCUACACAGCACAACCGAUCUGGAACCAGGCUAUCGCACAAAUGUACCUUGAAAUUGUUGUGGUUUCCGUUUUCCUCCCUCGGAUGCAUAUUGAACUAUACGGCUCGAGUGUACUUGUUCAUAUUCAGCCAGACUCACCUCCACCUCCCAUCCUUUCUUAUCUCCUGCCACUCUUUUUUUUAUCCUGUCUUCACAGACGUUGCGAAAGAAAGGCUUCAACGGUUGUGAAAGUCCCGAGCCGGACGGAGAGGACUCCAUCGACCAGAGCCCCCUGAACGACGACAAAUACCGCAAGACCACCGAAGACCUAGACAUCCUCUUCAAGCGCUACGGCGUAAGUGUAAGCAUCUCUCUCUUUCUCACCAUCUCCCCCAAUCUAAAAAACCCUUGCCCUUAGCUAGCCACUAUCCCCUAGUACAGGUGAUAGUACUGGGAUAGGUCAAAUAAGUGCACUGGCUGGUGGUACUCAGAAGUUUGAGAAACACUGCCCUAUAUGGUGAAAGCUCCCCUUCACCUAGAGCAGUUUGAUGCUGCUAUUCUUCCGUUGUCUGCUUAUCAAAAGUCAAGAGACCUGAAACGAUGUUGGAAAGUGCUAACUAUCAAUUCUCUUUCAGUCUGCGGUUCCGCCCUCCACAUUCUCCAUGCCUGUCACCGUCCAAGCCUCUAAUCAAAACACAUUGCAAUUCAGUAACCCUGGCAACGCCAUGGUGACCACCUCCUACGUGACGUCGUCAUCGCUCUCCGACAACCACCACCUGUCGUCCCAGCAACCGGCGCUCCAGAGAAACACAGUGUCUCCUGGGUUGACACAGCGACCGGCCAGUGCAGGUGAGCGAAAGAGCGGGACGGCCUUCUACUGUGGCAUGUGUGAGAAAUGAGGUCUUCAUCAUUCCUCUCCACACAAAAUCUGUGCUCUGCCAUAACCAGGGUCAUGUUCAUUAGGACAUGCAACGGAAAAAAAUAAAAUAAAAUUGUAACAGAAAACGAAUAUGAGUGUUUCUUAAGUCCAGGUAGUUCCUCCCUGUUUCAGUCCAUUUGGUGCCAAAUGAACAAGACCCUGGUUCCAAUCAAUUAAUUGUUACAAUUCAAUGAAUUGGAAACCCGUUUAAAAUCAAUGUUGUUCUGAAGCAAUGAAUCCAGACGACCUGGUAUCAAAUACACAUGUAUUUGAUUAUUUGUUAUUUAAAUAUUUACUUUCUGUGUAUUUGAGGAUUUUCUAAUAAUGUGGCCCAAAUCAACUACUGUUGAUGUACUCCUGAGUGGCGCAGUGGUCUAAGGCACUGCAUCGCAGUGCUAACUGUGCCACUAGAGAUCCUGGUUCGAAUCCAGGCUCUGUCGCAGCCGGCCGCGACCGGGAGACUAAUGGGCGGCGCACAAUUGGCCCAGCGUCGUCCAGGGUAGGGGAGGGAAUGGCCGGCAGGGAUGUAGCUCAGUUGAUAGAGCAUGGCGUUUGCAACGCCAGGGUUGUGGGUUCGUUUCCCACGGGUGGCCAGUAUAAAAAAAUAUGUAUUCACUAACUGUAAGUCGCUCUGGAUAAGAGCGUCUGCUAAAUGACUAAAAUGUAAAUGUAAAAAAUACUUCUAUUGGAAGCAUUUGAAAGUAUUUCGAUAUUUUUUUUAAAUAAAUGGCCUAGUAUUUGAAAAAUAUUUUCAAAUACUUUUUUCCAAAUACAUUAUUACAAAUACUCCUAGGACCUGGGUUCAAAUGCAUGGGAGUAUUUAUUUGUAUUUGAAAAAUACUCUGUAUUUGAGUAUUUUCAAAUACAUGCCAAUAUUCAAUUACUUGUAUUUUCAAAAAAUAUAUAUCUGAAUACUUAUAAUGUAUGUGAAAGUAAUUUAAAUACAUUUUAAUUCAGUGUCCUGCUAGUAGGAGUGUUCAUAUUUUCCUUGCUUCACCAGGUGCUAUGCUCGGCGGUGACCUUAACAACUCAAAUGGAGGAUGCCCAAGUCCAGUCUGUGAGUAACCUUAUGACAGACUACUCUAUAAUACCACUGCUACUGACAAUACUACGCUCAUGGACAGUGAAUGUGUUAAGAAAUGGGUGUACUCAGUGAAAAAGGGCAAAUUAAUCCAACAUCUUAGGUGUUAUACAGAAAAAUUUCCGCACUAUGAUUUGCUCCCACAGUGAUUUAUUGAGAUGCUCAAAUGACAGAACUUUUCCAAAUGUCUCAAUAAAUAUCAGCAUAUUAAAGAUGCGGACGUUGCUUUUUUCAAGAAAAGGGCCUGCUGAAAGAAUGUGAAAAAUGUUUUAUGCUUGUCACAUUGCUAAGAGCAAUCAUAUACUCCAUCCAGAGUCCAGGUCCUUAGAAGUUCCUCUCCAUCUCUUCCUAUCUUCUUUGCCAUUUACUGUCCCACUAUUACUGAGACUGCCCCGGAUCAUCUGGGAAUGUCUCCAGUGACGUCAGCUGGCGUCCCUAGCACUUGCCUGGAUAGACACCAGAGCAAUGUGGGAGCCAGGCGGAGAGAGGGACCCAGAAGGUUCAGGUGUCAACCCUCCCUUGGGGAGAAACCAAAUAUAGCCCCAGGCUUUUGGCGAGAGGGGGAGACCUAGUGUUAAGAAGGCUUGAAGCACGCAAUCCAGGGAUAGCUGAGAUUAUGAUGUAAAGACAUUUUGUCACGUAUCAUAUCAUGUGACACGACAUGUUUUUCUGUGUACUCUGAAUGUACUUUUUGCUGUGGAAUGUACACAUUUCCUCACAGCUCACGAGCAAUGCAAGCUGAGGACGGGCACUUUUUUUCAUUUAAAACAUUGUUUGUCAUUGAGUUGCAUGUUGGGAGCACAUCAGGGGUGUCUGUUGUCCCCCAACCAGUGGUGUAGUGCUAUUAUAAUUUUUUUGGGGUGUGGGAGAACAAAAAAAAAUGUAUGCCGUCAUAAUUUCUCAAAGUUUGUACUGACUGAUGUAGCCUAUUGAAUAUCAUUAUAGAAUAUGCAGAAAAUGCUCCAAUUCCAACGACUGCCUAUGCCUAUUGUCUCAAUAUUUAUUUAUUUUCUUUCUCCUCAAUUUCGAUCUUGUCUCAUCGCUGCAACUCCCCAACGGGCUCGGGAGGCGAAGGUCGAGUCAUGCGUCCUCCGAAACAUGACCCAGCAAACCGCGCUUCUUAACACUCGCCUGCUUAACCCGGAAGCCAGCCGCACCAAUGUGUCGGAAGAAACACCGCUCAACUGACGACCGAGGUCAGCCUGCGCGAUGAGCCAAGUAAAGCCCCCCCCCCCCCAAACCCUCCCCUAACCCAGAUGACGCUGGGCCAAUUGUGCGCCUCCCUAUGGGACUCCCGAUCACGGCCGAUUGUGAUACAGCCCGGGAUCAAAAUGUUAUAUUUUUAAUACAAAUAGGAAAUCAUCACUGUCAAUCAUGAAUGAUAAUUCUUCACGUUUUACAGGUGAUUAUUGGGACUAUGCAGCUUCAGUGAGUAACCAUCCUAAAAGCGCAUAAGAAAUGACUGAGAAAGUGUUUUUGGUGUAAAGUAAUAUAGGCUUACUAUGCUAUAUGCUAUUAUAUUCGGUUCUGCUAUGUAAAAUACGAAUUAAUCAUUAGGCGCAUGUGAUCUUGUAAGACAGACACUCGGACAGUAGGGCGAGUUCAUUAAUUGUGUCGUAGCCCCAAGUCCAUAGAAAACUGUUUUGAGGACAGACAUUUUAGCAACUCCUUGUAUAGUUUUCUGUCUGCUCUGGCAGCACUACAACCCUGCCCCAUCAACAUUUUCCCUGUCAUAGUGGAGGCAUUUUUAUAAUUAUAUAUAAAUACAUUUUCCCCUGGUGUUUCUUGGUGUAUUCCCCCCCCAAAUUCCUGCAUCAUUCAGAUUAUCACAUUGCACAAAAAAAGACCUGUCCCAAGAAGGCAGCCCCCCUCCCUCAUCUAAUUUCCUCUGUGACCACAUAUAGUUGAAGGAUAGAUUAGAAAAUGGGUCUGUGCUGUAUGUCAAAUAAGCUACUUUCAGAUCAGUGAUCAUGAAAUAAAGGACUAUUAGCCUCUGAGGUUCCAUCUUCUAAAUACACUAAACAAUUCCUGCUGUGCCUAGGUGUUGAUUUACCUGCACGUGUUUUGUAAUUUAUCUCGCUACCUUCCUUUUUCCCCUCCAGCUAACGGAUACAUCAGUGCCAGGGCCUCCCCGGGCCUCCUCUCUAUCUCCAAUGGCAACAGCCUGGGGAAAGUAGUCCCGGCCAAGUCCCCGCCCCCACCUCAGAGCCCACAGAUGGUCAACAACCGCAAGCCAGACCUCCGGGUAAUCACCUCUCAGGGCGGGAAGAGUCUGAUGCAGAUGGUGAGCUCAACCAGGCCGAACCACUAACCAAGUUCAAUCAGAACCAGGCCAAACCAGGUCUAACCAGAGCCAACCAGGCUUUACCAGACUAAAUGGGACCUGUCUGUGUUUUGUCAACUUUAAUUGCAUCAAAAUAAUAAUUGAUGCGGGUUGUGGCUGUUCCCGUUCCACAAACUCGUUGACACUUAUUAUGCACAUGGUCAUCUCAGUUUCGUAGCAAGAGUGAAAUCUAGUAUGGACAUUGGAGUUGUAUUUAAUAUUUGUGCCUCCACCAAAACCCCCAGAUUGCCAAAACACAACCUGUGCAAUCUAGAAUAAGCAAAGGUUAUAAAAACAUAUUAUAUUCAACACUAUAAUAUAUCAGUAAUAUACAGUCGUGGUCAAACGUUUUGAGAAUGACACAAAUAUUAAUUUUCACAAAGUCUGCUGCCUCAGUUUUAUGAUGUCAAUUUGCAUAUACUCCAGAAUGUUAUGAAGAGUGAUGAGAUGAAUUGCAAUUAAUUGCAAAGUCCCUCUUUGCCAUGAAAAUGAACUUAAUCCCAAAAAAACAUUUCCACUGCAUUUCAGCCCUGCCACAAAAGGACCAGCUGACAUCAUGUCAGUGAUUCUCUCGUUAACACAGGUGAGAGUGUUGACGAGGACAAGGCUGGAGAUCACUCUGUCAUGCUGAUUGAGUUAGAAUAACAGACUGGAAGCUUUAAAAGGAGGGUGGUGCUUGAAAUCAUUGUUCUUCCUUUGUUAACCAUGGUUACCUGCAAGGAAACACGUGCCCUCAUCAUUGCUUUGCACAAAAAGGGCUUCACAGGCAAGGAUAUUGCUGCUAGUAAGAUUGCACCUAAACAACCAUUUAUCGGAUCAUCAAGAACUUCAAGGAGAGAGGUUCAAUUGUUGUGAAGAAGGCUUCAGGGCGCCCAAGAAGGUCCAGCAAGCGCCAGGACCGUCUCCUAAAGUUGAUUCAGUUGCGGGAUCGGGGCACCACCAGUGCAGAACUUGCUCAGGAAUGGCAGCAGGCAGGUGCGAGUGCAUCUGCACGCACAGUGAGGCGAAGACUUUUGGAGGAUGGCCUGGUGUCAAAAAGGGCAGCGAGGAAGCCACUUCUCUCCAGGAAAAACAUCAGGGACAGACUGAUAUUCUGCAAAAGGUACAGGGAUUGGACUGCUGAGGACUGGGGUAAAGUCAUUUUCUCUGAUGAAUUCCCUUUCCGAUUGUUUGGGGCAUCCGGAAAACACCUUGUCCGGAGAAGACGAGGUGAGCGCUACCAUCAGUCCUGUGUCAUGCCAACAGUAAAGCAUCCUGAGAUCAUUCAUGUGUGGGGUUGCUUCUCAGCCAAGGGAGUGGGCUCAAUCACAAUUUUGCCUAAGAACACAGCCAUGAAUAAAGAAUGGUACCAACACAUCCUCCGAGAGCAACUUCUCCCAACCAUCCAAGAACAGUUUGGUGACAAACAAUGCCUUUUCCAGCAUAAUGGAGCACCUUGCCAUAAGGCAAAAGUGAUAACUAAGUGGCUCAGGGAACAAAACAUCGACAUUUUGGGUCCAUGGCCAGGAAACUCCCCAGACCUUAAUCCCAUUUGAGAACUUGUGGUCAAUCCUAAAGAGGCAGGUGGACAAACAAAAACCCACAAAUUCUGACAAACUCCAAGCAUUGAUUAUGCAAGAAUGGGCUGCCAUCAGUCAGGAUGUGGCCCAGAAGUUAAUUGACAGCAUGCCAGGGCGGAUUGCAGAGGUCAACACUGCAAAUAUUGACUCUUUGCAUAAACUUAAUGUAAUUGUCAAUAAAAGCCUUUGACACUUAUGGAAUGCUUGUAAUUAUACUUCAGUAUACCAUAGUAACAUCUGACAAAAAUAUCUAAAAACACUGAAGCAGCAAACUUUGUGAAGACCAAUACUUGUGUUAUUCUCAAAACUUAUGAUCACGACUGUACACUGAGUGUACAAAACAUUAGGAACACCUUCCUAAUAUUGAGUUGCACCGCCUUUUGCCCUCAGAACAGCCUCAAUUCGCCGGUGCAUGGACUACAAGGUGUUAAGCGUUCCACAGGGAUGCUGGCCCAUGUUGAUUCCAAUGCUUCCCACAGUUGUGUCAAGUUGGCUGGAUGUCCUUUGGGUGGUGGACCAUUCUUGAUACACACAAGCGUGAAAAACCCAGCAGCGUUGCAGUUCUUGACACACUCAAACCGGUGCGCCUGGCACCUACUACCAUACCCCGGCACUUCAAUAUUUAAUCCUCUGAAUGGCACACAUACACAAUCCAUGUCUCAAUUGUCUCAAGGCUUAAAUCCUUCUUUAACCUGUAUCCUCCCCUUCAUCUACACUGAUUUGAAGUGGAUUUAACAAGUGACAUCAAUAAGGGAUCAUAACAUUCACCUGGUCAGUCUAUGUCAUGGAAAGAGCAGGUGUUUCUAAUGUUUUGUACACUCAGUGUAGUAUCAUUGACAAACAGGACAUUUUCCUCUCUAUGUUCACGGUCUUCUGUCCAGCAUGACCUUUAGUCAUAGGUCGGUGGUGAAUAGAGAUGAAUGUAUUUGGGUUCAGAGACAGGUCAGUGGCGUAAUUAUUUCCGCUCCCGCCCCUUUGCAGACAGAUGAUGAGCUGGAGAUGGUGAAUGAGGUGAAUUUUUCUGUCCUGUCACUCGCAUGUGUCUAUGACUGUUGACCUUCCCCCUCCAUUCACAUGGUCACAAGUGUGCAAUGCAAUGCCCAUGAGUGUGUCAUUUAAGGCCGAAGUAUAGAUAUUAUUUUUGUCUUUGGUCCAAUGGCAUGUGGUGGUAUGGUCAUGAGUUUAUGGUCGCCACCUGACUGCAUGUGGUUUUAGGGUCGUAGUUAUGUGAUUCCAGCAUGAUUGCAAAUAGUCCUACAACUAUGAUCAGUUGCUGUAUUUAAGGUGAAAAUAAAGAUGCUUUCAAGCAAUGCUAGCAUCUAUCAGUGGGAAUGUUAGCAGCAUCUUUGGGCGAUGGUCGCCACACACUUCACUUGGAUCAUCUUCAUCGUUUGCCGGCCCAUUUUCUUCCAUCAACCCUGACACCAUUGGACAGCAUGAUGGGUGUCAUUUCACUUGGCAGUUUGUUGCCACCACCAUCUUGUAGCACGUUCCCUGUCCAUCUGGAAACUGCAUGGGGUUACCCAAACAUUGAAUGGCAUACAUUUAAAGAGAGAGUUCACUUUUUGAAGUAAGCUUAUUUCCAACAAAAAAAGUGAACUAUACCUUUAAGGCUCACUCACAUUCACCUGGCAAUGCCACCACAACUAUUAUGUGUGUUGAUGCAUGAUGUCAAAAGAUGUCUCCCGAUAGCACCUCCACCUAAUACGAGAUACAUUUUGAAAGGCUUAGCUUGUCAUGAAUCCAACCGUAUCAACAUUUUGACCUUUUGAUCAUGUCAAAAGUUCCAUUCAUUGAAUACGCAGGGGUUUUAAACAUGUCACUCAUUUCUGUCCAACACCAAGGUUUAAAUUCUUUGUUUAUUUGGUCUAAAAUGUUCCCUCUCACCUUUCUUCCCAGAAUGCCCAGCGUUUGGCCGGCGCACAAGUGGCCCAGGCGCUCACCACGCCGGUGGUCUCCGUGACAACGCCCAGCCUCCUGGCGCAGGGGCUGCCCUUCUCCGCCAUGCCGACAGCUUACAACACAGGUUACCUGAAGCAUGAGCAGAUUGCUACAAAUGCUUAUACACUGAACAAAAAUAUAAACGCAACAUGUAAAGUGUUGGUCCCAUGUUUCAUGAUCUGAAAUAAAAGAUCACAGAAAUGUUCCAUACGCACAAAAAGCUUAUUUCUCUGAAAUGUUUUUUACAUCCCUGUUAGUGAGCAUUUCUCCUUUGCCAAGAUAAUCCAUCCACCUGACAGGUGUGGCAUAUCAAGAAGCUGAUUAAACAGCAUGAUCAUUACACAGGUGCACCUUGUGCUGGGGACAGUGAAAGGCCACUCUAUAAUGUGCAGUACGUCUAACCGGCCAACCGCAGACCAUGUGUAUGGUGUUGUGUGGGCGAACGGUUUGUUGAUGUCAUCAUUGUGAACAGAGUGCCCCAUGGUGGGGUUAUGGUAUGGGCAGGCAUAAGCUAUGGACAACGAACACAAUUGCAUUUUAUCGAUGGCAAUUUGAAUGCACAGAGAUACCGUGAUGAGAUCCUGAGGCCCAUUGUCGUGCCAUUCAUCCGCCGCCAUCACCUCAUGUUUCAGCAUGAUAAUGCAUGUCCCCAUGUCGCAAGGAUCUAUACACAAUUCCUGGAAGCUGAAAAUGUCCCAGUUCUUACAUGGCCUGCAUACUUACCAGACAUGUCACCCAUUGAGCAUGUUUGGGAUGCUCUGGAUCAACGUGUAUGACAGCGUAUUCCAGUUUCCGCUAAUGUCCAGCAACUUCGCACAGCCAUUGAAGAGUGGGACAACAUUCCACAGGCCACAAUCAACAGCCUGAUCAACUCUAUGCGAAGGAGAUGUCGCGCUGCAUGAGGCAAAUGGUGGUCACACCAGAUAGUGACUGGUUUUCUGAUCCACGCCCCUACAUAAAAAUAAAAAAAUUAAUGUGACCAACAGAUGCAUAUCUGUAUUCCCAGUCAUGAGAAAUCUAUAGAUUAGUGCCUAAUGAAUUGAUUUCAAUUGACUGAUUUCCUUAUAUGAACUGUAACUCAGUAAAAUCUUUGAAAUUGUUGUAUGUUGCUUUAAUAUUUUUGUUCAGUAUACAUGCUUGUAUUGUAUAUACUGCACAGACACUGUAGUUCAGGCUUGCACAACUCUGGCCCUCGAGUUCUGCAGUCCUUCUGGUUUUCAUUUCUCCCUGAUACUUGAUGUUACUGGAAAUCAGUUGUUUCAGAGUGGCGGAGUAACAAACAGUGAGUAACAAACAGCUGCAAAAUGCACCAUAGCUGCACUAGUGUGUAGAGAGUUUGAGUUCCUAUAUACAGUCAGGCCAUAAGUAUUUGGACAGUGACACAAUUUGCAUAAUUUUGGCUCUGUACGCCACCACAAUGGAUUUGAAAUAAAACAAUCAAGAUGUGCUUUAAGUGUAGACUUUCAUCUUUCAUUUAAGGGUUUUGUCCAAAUUAUUGUAUGAACCGUGUAGGAAUUGCAACCAUUUUUAUACAUAGCCCACAAUUUUAGGGGCUCAAAAGUAAUUGGACAAACUAACAUAAUCAUAAAUUAAAUUGUGAGUUUUAAUACUUGGUUGCAAAUCCUUUGCAGUCAAUGACUGCCUGAAGUCUGGAACCCAUAGACAUCACCAGAUGCUGGGUUUCUUCCCUGGUGAUGCUCUGCCAGGCCUUUACUGCAGCUGUCUUCAGUUCCUGCUUGUUCUUAGGGCGUUUUGCCUUCAGCAAGUGAAAUGCAUGCUCAAUUGGAUUCAGGUCAGGUGAUUGACUUUGCCAUUGCAGAACAUUCUACUUCUUUGCCUUUAAGUAUUGGGUUGCUUUCACAGUAUGCUUCGGGUCAUUGUCCAUCUGCACUGUGAAGCACCGUCCAAUGAGUUUUGAAGCAUUUGGCUGAAUCUGAGCAGAUAAUAUAGCCCUAAACACUUCAGAAUUCAUCCUGCUGCUUUUGUCAGCAGUCACAUCAUCAAUAAAUACAAGGGAAACCGUUCCAUUGGCAGCCAUACAUGCCCACGCCAUAACACUACCUCCACCAUGUUUCACAGAUGAGGUGGUAUGCUUCGGAUCAUGAGCAGUUCCUUCCAUUCUCCAUACUCUUCUCUUCCCAUCAUUCUGGUACAAGUUGAUCUUUGUCUCAUCUGUCCAAAGGAUGUUGUUCCAGAACUGUACAGGCUUUUUUAGAUGUUUUUUGGCUAACUCUAAUCUGGUCUUCCUGUUUUGAGGCUUACCAAUGGUUUACAUCUUGUGGUAAACCCUCUGUAUUUACUCUGGUGAAGUCUUCUCUUGAUUGUUGACUUUGACACAGAUAGGCCUACCUCCUGGAGUGUUCUUGAUCUGGCCAACUGUUGUGAAGGGGUUUUUCUUCACCAGGGAAAUAAUUAUUCUGUCAUCCACCACAGUUGUUUUCCGUGGUUUUCUGGGCCUUUUGGUGUUCCUGAGCUCACCAGUGCGUUCUUUCUUUUUAAGAAUGUACCAAAUAGUUGAUUUGACCACACCUAAUGUUUUUGCUAUCUCUCUGAUGGGUUGUUUAGAUUUUUCAGCCUAAUGAUGGCUUGCUUCACUGGCAGUAACAGCUCUUUGGACUUCAUAUUGAAGGUUAACAGCAACAGAUUCCAAAUGCAAAUGCCACACUUGAAAUCAACUCUAGACCUCUUAUCUGCUUACUUGUAAAUGAACUAAUGAGGGACUAACACACACCUGGCCAUGGAACAGCUGAGCAGCCAAUUGUCCAAUUACUUUUGGUCCCUUAAAAAGGGGGGGACCACAUAUAAAAAGUGCUGUAAUUCCUACACCGUUAACCCGAUUUGGAUGUAAAUACCCUCAAAUUAAAGCUGAAAGUCUGCACCUUCAGCUCAUUCAUUAUUUGAUUUCAACUCCAAUAUGCUGUGGUAGACAGCUAAAAAAAUUAUAACUUGGUCAAUGUCCAAAUAUUUAUGGACCUGACUGUAGAUGAAGUUUGAUGAAUUUAAACAUUACAGAACACAAAAGGAAAUUAAUGUGGAACCAUUUUCCCUCUGUCUUUCGCCUCCCUCAGAAUACCAGCUGACGAGCGCUGACAUCACCGCUCUCCAUGCCUUGGCGUCACCAGGCGGCUUGCUGCAAGGCAACGUGUCAUGGCAACAGUCUUUAUCCCAGCAGCAGCAGCAGCAACAACAGCAACAACUUAGUCUGGCGUCGCUUAGCAACUUGGUGUAAGUCCAUCCUUGCAUUGCCUACAAACCAAUUGAUGACUGUUGACCUGUCCAUCAAAACACUAUGCGACUGGCCAUUCCUAUCAUGAAGCAUUGUGUCCCCAUGUCAUUUGUAGCUGCAAGCAAUUCACAUCCUUUAGAUGGGGUCUGUGAAUUGGUGUCACCGACAUAUGCCACGCAGAUCCUUUUCUUCUUAAAGCACCAUCGUUUUUUUUAGGGAUGCGACUUAAUACUGGAUUUGAUUUAAGUUUAUAUACUGAUAAAAUACCUAAUUAUCUUAGGUCAGAUCCCAGGUAUUCCUUUCCUCACACAGGGCAUCAAUAUGGACGGUUGUGUUAUGCUGCGUUUUGACUCCACACACAGCUUUACGACGGCAGCACCUAGUAGCGUAGUUGCUUAGAACCUCCAAAGCUGCUAACAGGCGGGUCUUCAAGGCCCGAAAGAGAAAAGUCACAGUUUUGUCUCGAACGGCAGAGGUCAAAGGUCAAAAUGGAUCCCACUGCUAGCACCAAUACCGCCCCGCCCCGCCUCCCCCAACCCAGCCCAGCCAAAUCUUCAGGUGGUCAAUUGAUCCAAAUAAUAGAGGUCAAAGGUCAAAAUGGCCACCGUGUACACACACUCAGCCUCAGUAGUCUGUGUGACUGAGUGUUAUUUCCUCUUGUCCACAGCAUGUGGGGCAUGGACAAACAGAGCGGGGACCUGUCUAGCCAGAUCUCCAGUCUGGCGGCCAAUCUGAGGUGAAUGUCUUUGCCGAGGUGUUAAGUGUACCUUCGGGUGGAUGGGGACUGUUCUCUAUUUGAUGUUUUCCUUCCUUAAGAGAACACAGACCCCUUUUCAGAAUUUUUUUAUUUAGGACAAUGCAAAUUAUACUUACAAACACACGCAAAGUCUUAUUAUAAAGGGAGGGAGUUGUCCUUUCCAGAGGUUGACAUAUUAGCAUUAACCACAGGGGGGCACAAAGGCUUGCACUAACUAUGAAUCAGCAACAGACUGUCCAGAGACCACUUAAGAAAAUCAUGAAAUAUUAUUUACCGCUCCUGAAAAUGUGAUGGUCACAGCUCUUAUUUUGUUAUGCUUCUUCUAUAUUUGAAGAAAUGGGAUUGGGCACAACUUCAAUCUAUUUAUGAUCUAUCUAUUCCUAACAUAUACAUAUUUCCAUAAAUGUAUUAUGAUAUCCAUCUAUUCCUGUUUACAUUGCUUUAUAGAUGGAUCGGUAGAUUGAUGAAUACUCAUAUACACCUUCUUUCACAUACAUAGCUACAUACUCUGUAAUUUUAUUUUGCAAGUGCUCCAAUGUUUCUUUCUCCCCACAGCGCCUCGCAGUCCAACCUCCUCUUGGGUAGAGAUGAGUGGUUGGGCCGGUACUGUAUUUCUCCAUACUGUGUAAUGUCUGUGCGCUUUUGGCUGCCCCGGCAUGUCAAUUCUGUGGUGGUGAUUUCCACCUCUUCUAAAACAGGUGUAAGGUUGCAAAAUUCCGGAAACUUUACCAAAAUUCCCAGGUUUUUCAGAAAUUCUGGAACUGGGAAUUCUCCAACUGGGAUCUCUGAAAAACCCAGUUUCUGGAUUCUUGUUUUUCCAUAGCCUCCAUGAUCCCUUGCCAAAUCACCCCUUCAUACACAGACAAUUUCAUGCUUUUCUAAUGCUGUCGGCCUGUUUUGUAUGGAUUUUGGGAGCUUGAGGGUUACUUUUACUUGUGAAUUGCUUGGAAUGGAUUUGAUCAUCGAUUCAAAAUGGUGUUGCUACUACUAUGCCUUGUUGGUGCUCUGUCUUGUGAUUAGGGGUUGCCUCCAAAACUUCACAUCAGAAACCUGUCACUAUGCUUGUAUUGCAAUACAUUGUAAUUGUCAAGUGAAACUGACUCUCACCCAUCCUGUUUUCCUUCUCUUUCUCUUAAUUUCCAUCUCUGUGCUUAAUCUUUGUCCAUCUUUCCCCUCCCCUCUCCUGCACUUCUCUCUCACCGACGCUCAGGCCGGUGGGGCACAUACCUCAGGGCACCAUGCUGACUGUCAACACCAACUCCAACAUGAGCAUCAAGUCUGAGCCCAUCUCGCCUGGCCGAGACCGCGGCUCCCCGUGCCCCCCGCCGUCCUCCACCCCGUCCUUCUCCGGAGGGGGCGUCCAGACGGCCGCACCUCCUCCUCAGUACCCUGGUUCCCUGCUGUGCCUGGAGCCCCCAACCGGCCGUUCCCCCGCCGACAGCCUCAGCAGCAACGGCAGCUCCUACAAGGGCAACGACCACGACGACCCUGCGGCAGGCGGCAGAGGAGGAAGAGGCAUCGGCGGUAGUGCAGCGGGCAACCCUGGCCGUUCCCUGCCCCCUGAAUUCAGCCCCUCGAUGGAGCUCCUGCGGGCCCAGAAUGAGGCGGAGCAGGAGGGAGCCAACAUCAAACGCAUGCGACUCGAC
Messenger RNA from Coregonus sp. 'balchen', 16012 nucleotides. The record is from the annotation of a GenBank genome assembly. Lineage: Eukaryota; Metazoa; Chordata; Actinopteri; Salmoniformes; Salmonidae.